AUGGUCACAAUUACUGGUGCUGAGACGAGGGAUGUUCGAUUCCCGACAUCCCUCGACAAGACUGGGUCCGAUGCUAUGAAUGCAGCUGGUGACUACUCCGCGGCGUAUUGCAUUCUGCAUACGGACUCGGAGCACAAGGGCCAUGGAAUGACCUUCACCAUUGGUCGCGGCAACGAAAUAGUCUGCACCGCCAUCACCCACCUCGCGGACCGCAUAAAAGGCCGCUCACUUGACUCCCUCGUCGCAAACUGGGGUAAGACAUGGCGCUAUCUCGUCAACGACUCGCAACUCCGCUGGAUCGGCCCCGAAAAGGGCGUCAUUCACCUGGCUUUGGGUGCCGUCGUCAAUGCCAUCUGGGAUCUUUGGGCCAAAACGCUGAAGAAACCGGUGUGGCGCAUCGUCGCGGACAUGACGCCUCAGCAGAUCGUCGACCUGAUUGAUUUUAGGUAUAUUACGGAUGCUAUCACGCCGGAAGAGGCGCUGGAGAUCCUGACCAAGGCGGAGAAGGGCAAGAAGGAGAGGUUACAGGAGGCGCUGGAUUCGAAGGCGGUGCCGGCGUAUACGACGUCUGCGGGUUGGCUGGGGUACGGGCAGGAUAAGAUGCGCGGUCUGCUUCGCGAAACGCUGGCAAAAGGCUACCGACACUUCAAACUCAAGGUGGGAAGCGAUAUCGAGCAGGAUAAGGAGAGGUUGAGCAUUGCGAGGGAGAUCAUCGGGUUUGAUAAGGGAAAUGUGCUUAUGGUAGAUGCGAACCAGGUGUGGAGCGUGCCCGAGGCGAUUGAGUAUAUGAAGCAGCUUGCGGAGUUUAAGCCGUGGUUCAUUGAAGAGCCGACUAGCCCUGAUGACGUACUUGGGCACAAGCAAAUCCGCGAAGCCCUCAAGCCCUACGGCAUCGGCGUCGCCACAGGCGAAAUGUGCCAAAACCGCGUCAUGUUCAAGCAAUUCCUCGCGGCCGGCGCAAUCGAUGUGUGCCAAAUCGACGCCUGUCGUCUCGGUGGCGUAAACGAAGUCAUCGCCGUGCUGCUCAUGGCCGCCAAGUUCGGCAUUCCCAUCGUUCCGCACAGCGGCGGCGUCGGCCUGCCCGAGUACACGCAGCAUUUGUCCACCAUCGACUACGUCGUCGUCAGCGGCAAGAAGAGUGUGCUCGAGUAUGUAGAUCAUUUGCAUGAGCAUUUCUUCCAUCCGAGCGAGAUUAAGGAUGGGUAUUAUGUUACGCCGAUGGAGCCGGGGUAUAGUGUGGAGAUGAAGCCGGAGAGUAUGGAGAGGUUUGGGUAUCCCGGACAGGAAGGGGUGAGUUGGUGGAGGAGUGAGGAGGCGAGACCGAUUUUGGAGGGGGAGAAGAUUUAA
Messenger RNA from Trematosphaeria pertusa, 1347 nucleotides. RefSeq names its product mandelate racemase/muconate lactonizing protein-like protein. Gene Ontology annotation, biological process: carbohydrate catabolic process; amino acid catabolic process. The record is from RefSeq and is a predicted model, not a curated record. Gene Ontology annotation, molecular function: L-fuconate dehydratase activity; magnesium ion binding. The coding region runs from base 1 to 1347 and encodes 448 amino acids. NCBI's taxonomy places the organism in Eukaryota, Fungi, Ascomycota, Dothideomycetes, Pleosporales, Trematosphaeriaceae. The transcript has 4 exons.